AUGCUUGCAAGAAUUGAACCUCAUUAUUGGUGGCCAAAGAUGAAAGCAGAAGUAGAGAACUAUGCAAAAACGUGCCAACGCUGUGCUGCUACUCUUGCCCAGGGACAUAGAAAAGCACCCAUUCAUCAACGACCAAAAGAAGAGAAACCAUUUGCGUUGAUAGAAGUAGAUCUCAAGGGUCCAUUAUCGAGAACGAAAGAGGGAUUUGACAAUAUUGUUGUGAUAACAGAUUCAUGUACAAAAUACGCAGAGAUGCAUCCAAUUCGAUACCCUGGAUUCCAGAGCCUUCGACAGUAACUAAUAAAUUGAAAUGUCGCGAAGGCUCUGGUUCAACGGGGCGAUUCUUUGAUUAAACCGCGCCAAUCACAAAACAGAAUUAGUGGUUUUAGUACAGAAUCUGUACUAAAACCACUAAUUUUGUUUUGUGACUGGCGCGGUUCAAUCAAAGAAUCGCCCCGUUGAACCAGAGCCUUCGCGACAUUUCAAUUUAUUAUUUACUGUCGAAGGCUCUGGAAUCCAGGGUACCAAUUCGUGGACAAACCAGCCAAGUUGUUUGUAAGACACUCAUGGGUUGGAUAUCAAGAUAUGGUUUACCAAACAAAGUGCACUCUGACAAUGGACCUUGUUUCAUAAGCGAAACAUUUGAACAGUUUUGCAUAACGCAAGGCAUUGAGCAUACUUUCAGUCUAUCCUAUAGGCCACAAGGAAACGCGGGUGUAGAACGGAUUAAUAGUACGAUGGGGGAAGCACUCACAAAAUUGGUAGAUAAGCAUCCCAACCGAUGGUCUCAACACCUACCUAACGUACAACUAGCAUACAACACAGCAGUUCGUACAAGUACAGGAGUUUCGCCGUAUGAACUAGUUUUCAAGGAGCACCCGUGAUCAAAAUUCGAAAUUAUAACAGAGAAGAUAUCACCAGCAACGGUUAGAGAGAAAACGGAACGACUGCGCGAGACUGUUAGUGAGGUAUUCCAAAAAGCCCAAGAGUCCGAUGCCAAGUUAGCGGAAAAACGCAGAGAACGAUACAAAGGUAAAACUUCGUUUAAAUCGUUGGGGGUGGGUCAACAAGUUUGGAAAAGAAAUUUACGAGCAAAAACAUUUGCAGAUCGGUGGACGGGACCCUAUGUCGUGGUAAAGCCCACGUCUGUAACCAAAACAUCUUAUGUAGUGAGAAGGAAUAAUGGAACUAAAGAAGAAAUUGUCCAUUACAAUUACCUAAAAUCUUAUCAGAUUCGACCUGUCAAGAAACCAAAGUCAAGGAAUCCACCAAAGAAGAAUGGGGUCGGACACCCAGCAAUGGGUACCAGUGAGGACAGUGAAUCUGACAGCAGAGUAGAGGAAAUGCAACCAGAGAGAAGAUAUCCAGAAAGAAUUCGUACACCUCCAGAAAAAUACACAUAA
This is a messenger RNA of Paramuricea clavata, 1403 nucleotides long. The record is from the annotation of a GenBank genome assembly. NCBI's taxonomy places the organism in Eukaryota, Metazoa, Cnidaria, Anthozoa, Malacalcyonacea, Plexauridae.